AUGGAUUACGCCAUGGAUGAUGAUGAGUUCUUUGAGUCCGUGCCACCUGGUUUCCAGUUUUGCCCUAGAGACGAUGAGCUUAUCCACUACUUGUCUUUGAAGAACAAUAACGAGAGGCUACCUCGAAACAAGAUUCGUGUUGUCGAAUUUUACAAAUUCGGCCCUGAUACUCUUGCAGAGAUGUACAAACCUAGCGGGAAGAACAAAUGGCAUUUUUUCAGUAAAAGGGAAACAAAAUACAAAAAUGGUUCAAGGCCCAAUAGAGUGGCCGGGGAUGGAUAUUGGAGGGCCUCUGGUGCUGACAAGUCCAUCAUACUCAGAGAUAAGGAAAUCGGCUUCAAAAAGUCGUUAGGUUAUUUCAGGGGAAAACCCGGGAAAAGUACCAAGACCGAUUGGCUAAUGACUGAAUUCCUCCUCACCAAAGAUAACCGUGCACCCGUUGUUCAAACACAAGAAAGCAACACGAAGCUAGACAAUUGGGUCUUGUGCGUAAUAUACAAGAAAAUCGUGAAGGAAGAAGGGCGCAACCGAAAAGUAAUCGACGAGACUUCUAAUGAUUCCCAUGCAACGGAUCAAAUCAUGCACGACAACAUAACCGUGCCUGCCUCCACAAGAGUCUUGGAUUAUGGAAAUAUGAUUCCUUCGUUGGAUAAUCAUCAAUCAGGACUUUUUCCGGGCUUUGGUUAUGAGGUGACGUCAGCCUUUCAGCCGAGCUUUUCUUUUCCGGACAAUUUUUCGGAUAUUCCCAUGAGAUUUGCUCCUCAGAUAUAUUCCUGGCUACCUAGUUAUAUUGGUGUUGGGAGCGAAUGUAUUAUGGGUCCCACAACUUUUGAUUCUCCUCCGGUUGAUCAUUGUGGGGUGAACUGUGGGCCGGCAUCUGGGCCUGAGGUGAUAGACGAGCUGAUCCGUGAGACGUUGGGCCCGGAGUUGGGCUUGAUGGGUGAUAUAGAUGAUGUUGAAUGGGACUCUGCGAUUGAUGAGUUCUUGAAAGCCUUUAAUGUUGGAAAACCGAUUGAUAUUGCUCGUCUUGUCAUUUUUCUUCGAACCGGAAACUUCUUGAGAUGCCGCCUUUGCAUCACGAAGAUAACAAACAGCUCCUUCACAAACGUACCGCCUUUUCUCCGGUUGCUCGGAAAAGCAGCUCAAAAUGUUAAAUGA
Striga asiatica is the source of this 1158-nucleotide messenger RNA. The record is from the annotation of a GenBank genome assembly. Lineage: Eukaryota; Viridiplantae; Streptophyta; Magnoliopsida; Lamiales; Orobanchaceae.